Molecule: messenger RNA, 450 nt
Organism: Styela clava
Lineage: Eukaryota; Metazoa; Chordata; Ascidiacea; Stolidobranchia; Styelidae
Product: interleukin-17B-like
Biological process (GO): inflammatory response
Cellular component (GO): extracellular region
Molecular function (GO): cytokine activity
Source: RefSeq, a predicted model, not a curated record
UAUACUUAAUAAUAGUUUUGAAAUAUUGUACUUGCUCGCCUGUAAAAGAUCAUGUUGGUGAAAAUCGCUUUUCAAACAAAAUGAAUUUGAAUUAUCCUCUACGUGUAAAGAAAGUCAUUCCGAGCAACAGAAAGUACAAAUGUCCUUCGCCUGGCAAUGGAUAUAAAUUUAAUAUGAAAAGUACAUCUCCGUGGGUGAUCGAAAAAAACAUCGAUCCAAACAGACGCCCGAGGGUAAUUUUAAGCGCAAAAUGUCUCUGCAAGGGAUGCAUAGAUCCGGCAACUCGCCAAGAAAAUUUAAGUCUAGCAAGUGUCCAAGUUAAGGCCCCGGUUCAAGUAUAUUUUCGGAAAAAGAGACGCUGGAUUAGAGAGACGGUGAUGAAUUCUACAGGAUGCACUUGUGUUAUGCCCAAGUAAAACAAUUGAAUGAUGUAAGAUGUUUUAUUGUGAU